AUGGCUCAAAAUACCACUUCAUCGACUUCGAAUAUCACCUCAGAAGAAAGCAAACUGAAGCAAAUCUCCGACCUCAUCGAAAAGCUCCACUGGGUACCAAAAAGCUAUUUCGAGCACUUUCUGAAUGCAAAAUCAGCGGCCUCAAUCUGCAAGCGACGACUCUGGGGAUCACCGGGUCCAGGCUGGGACUCGACAAAGAGGCUAUUGGAAUCAAUCAAGCGCGUUGUACGGAAGUAUAGCGAGGGCAAGCAGCUUUGGGAUGACUUCAUCAUGGAGGAGGCCACUCUUAUCAUUUGCAGGCAGAAACCAACGACUGGGAAAUUUCCGAGAGGCUCGUACUACAGCUCGCACGAUUUGAAUGAGGCCUUUUUCACUCCGGAGGCACGAGCGGAGCGUUCGGAUCAUAUCACAGAUUCGAUGAAAGGAGGAUACCAAUACCAGCUGUGUCAAUCUUCCUCCUUUGGAGCCUCCCCUCCCUUCUCCGGAUGCACCACAUCCACCACCCCUCGAUCCCAGUCCAUCCGAACCACUUGA
Molecule: messenger RNA, 534 nt
Organism: Puccinia triticina
Lineage: Eukaryota; Fungi; Basidiomycota; Pucciniomycetes; Pucciniales; Pucciniaceae
Exons: 3
Coding region: 1-534 (177 amino acids)
Source: RefSeq, a predicted model, not a curated record